GUGACAGUGGCUGUGCGGCGUGUCCCCCCUCGGGGUGGGGAAGGAGGAAGGAGCACCCGCUGCUUGCAGCUGUAACAACAAGGGGGCAGCGAGAGGCUGCCGGAGCACCCAGCCGAGGGGGAGCGGCGCGACGGUCUGCUCCUCUGCCCCAGCCGCGCCGCACGGUGCCCUGAGUCCCUCGCACUGCACCGGCCGGGCUGGAGGAGGAGGAGGAGAAGGAGGAGGAGAUCGGGCGCUUUCACUCCUGCUGGCUCCGGAGGCUGAGGCAAAAGACAGAAAAAAGGAGGAGGGGAAUAAAAAUUAAAGAGGGGGGAGAGAGAGAGUGAAAGAAAACUAAGCCCAGCUUUUGCCGGUGCUGCUUGGAUUGGAUCUGGUUUGAGUUUCCUCUCUGCUGGCUUGUGCAGCAAGAGAGGAGGAGUGGGGGGAAGUAACUCGCUCACUCUUCCUCUGAAGCUCAAGCAAACGUGCUGGUGCCUGCACUGGUGGGGAGCUGCCCUGGGUGCAGUUGCCUCCUGGCUUAUUGCUCUCAGUUCCUAAAGAACUGCCUGGACUUCUCGAGGACCUGGAGGAAAAAGCAUCACUUCACAGAUCAGAGUUGCUCAGUGACUAUAGACUUGACAGUUGUGUUUUUGUGGUUUUUUGUGUGUUUUGGUGGUUUUUGUUUUUUCUUCUAGGGGAUUCUUUUUUUAAUUAUUUUUCUCCUGUGUCUCUCCGAGCAGCAGUUCCUUGAGUGUGUGGCAUUGAAAUCCAUUGAUUUGUUAACAACUUUGGGAGAUAUUUUAAAAAACUUUUUUUUCUUCUCUCUUUUGCUUUCUUUGCCUUAAAAAAAAAAAAAAAAGAGAAAAAAAAGAAAAGAUAAUCCUUUUGGGGGGAGGGGAGAUGAUCGUGCUGAUGUGGAAUAAGUGCUCCUGCUGUCUCCUCUUACUAGCCGCGGUCCUGAUCGUGGAGAGCUCCCAGCUAGACAGCUCCAGCUCCAAGGUGAACUCCAUCAAGUCCACCCUGAUGGGGGAGGCUCCAACUCAGACAACCAACAGAUCUGCAGGCAUCCACCAGGGACUGAUACUUGCUAGCAGUAAGAAGGGCAAAAUCCUAGAGCAGAUGGGAAAACCUCCCAAGCACUAUCACCGGCAAGGAGAGGCCUAUCCUUGUACCAAUGAUAAGGAAUGCGAAGUUGGGCGAUACUGCCACAGUCCUCAUCAAGCAACUUCUGCAUGCAUGAUGUGCCGGAGGAAGAAGAAGCGUUGCCACAGAGAUGGCAUGUGCUGCCCUGGGAACCGCUGCAACAAUGGUAUUUGCAUACCAGUAACCGAAAGCAUCCUUACCCCUCACAUCCCUGCUCUAGAAGGGCCACGCAAUAAGAAGAAUGGUCAUUAUGCUAGCAAGGAUUUGGGAUGGCAAAACCUAGGAAGGCCACGCUCCAAGCUGUCACACAUAAAAGGUAAGAUCACAUUUGCUCUAAACUGUGUUUAGUUUGUUCCUUUGUGUUAUGAAUCAUGUUGCUGUUAAGAUACAAAAACGAAAACCAGAAAUAGGUCAUAAUUUCACAGGGAGAGGAUGUCUAUCAUGAGAAUUAACAGUAUGACUCAAAAAGUGAUGUAAGAUCAACCAACAGUUCCUGUGUUUGAAAUAGCAUCUGCUUUCUUUUUCAUUGACACGAAGUC
Neopsephotus bourkii (Bourke's parrot) is the source of this 1661-nucleotide messenger RNA. RefSeq names its product dickkopf WNT signaling pathway inhibitor 2 (gene DKK2). The transcript is spliced from 3 exons. The record is from RefSeq and is a predicted model, not a curated record. Gene Ontology annotation, cellular component: extracellular region. NCBI's taxonomy places the organism in Eukaryota, Metazoa, Chordata, Aves, Psittaciformes, Psittacidae. Gene Ontology annotation, biological process: negative regulation of canonical Wnt signaling pathway; multicellular organism development. Gene Ontology annotation, molecular function: receptor antagonist activity; co-receptor binding. The coding region runs from base 880 to 1470 and encodes 196 amino acids.